AUUUAUUUAAUUUUUUAAGAUAUGAAACCCGCUUAAAAUUCGUUAAAUAAUAAAUAGAGUAGUGAAUUCAAAGCAUUAGUGGUAUGAAUAAUGAAUAAGAAUAGAAAUUGCUUGAUGCAAAAGAUUAUAAAAAGGGUCUAAGAAAUACUGAAAAAUUAUUGGAACAAGUACCUGAUAAUUGGGAAGUGGUAUCUUUAAAGGCCAUAUUUAUGUAUUAUAAUGAUGAACAACAAAAGGGAUUAGAAUUAGCUAAGCAAGCAGUGUUUAAGAAUUUAGGAUCAGACUUUUGUUGGCAUAUUUAUGGUUUAAUUUAUAAGGCCUAAAAAAAUUAUAUUGAGGCUGUAAAAUGUUUUUUAUAGGCAAUAAAAAAAGGAGAAGAAAACAUCUAAUUAGAGAGAGAUACAGCAAAUUUGUAAAUUCACACAAGGGAUUUUGAAGGAAAUGCCUAACUUAGACAUAAGAUAUUGACAAAAAAAUCAAACAUGAUUGUGAAUUGGAUAGCAUUUAUAUUUUCUUAACAUUUAAUAGGAAAUUAUGAAAUAGCAUUUAAAGCAAUAAAUUCAGCUGAAUAAUUGAUCUAGAAAGAUUAAUAGAAUCCAAUAAAGAAGGUUGAAAUGAAUGAAUUUAAAUUAUAUUAAAUUUAAUUAGCAAUAGAUGCAAAAGAUUAUUAGAAAGCUAAAUAAAAUAUAAUAACAUUUAAAAAGUAAUAUAUUUAAUAUAUUCAAGUGAUAUUACAGAUAUGGUGGCUUAUUAUGAACUUUAAUAUGAUUUAUUUAUGAAAUUAGGAUCAAAUUAAGAAGCAGUAGAAUCAGCAAAACAUUUAUUAGAAUUAUAACCAUAAAAUUGGAAAUACUAUGUACUGUUAAAAAAGGCAAAUCCCUAAUUUGAUUUAUCAGUUUAUGAUAACACAUUAGUUUAAGGUUAAUUAUUAGCUGAAUUGAAUGGAGAUAAAUUUAGAGAAAGUUUUUUAAAGUUUAUAGAUCCAUUUUUUUAGAAAUCUCUUCCUUCAUUAUUUAGAGAGAUAAAACAUUUAUAUAGAUAGAAAGAGAAAUUGGAUGUAAUAAAAGAGGCUUUUGAAUCAUAUUUAACAUCUGGACCAAUAUAAAAAUUAUGGGCAUUAAUGCUUUUAGCUUAACAUCAUUAUUAAAUUAAAUAAUAUGCAAAAUCAUUAGAAUUGGUUGAAGAGGCAAUAGCACAUACACCAACAUUACAUGAAUUAUAUUUAAUUAAGGCAAAAGCAUUGCAUAAAUAAGAAAAGUUUAAAGAAGCAUAUGAGGCUACAGAUAGAGCUAGAUAAUUAGAUUUAGCUGAUAGAUAUUUGAAUAAUAAAACUAUUAAGUAUGCUUUAAGAGCUAAUAUGGUUUAUUUAUCAUAAGAAUUGUUGAGAAUGUUCUUAAGAGAUGGUUCAAAUCCAUAUGAAUUAUAAAUGAUUUGGUUUGAAUUGGGAGUUGGUAGAACAUUUUUAAGAUUGAAUUAUCUUGGACCAGCUUUAACUUAAUUUUAUUUGAUCUUUAAACAUUAUCAAGAAAUGUAUGAUGAUUAAUUAGAUUUCUAUUAAUUUUCAAUUAGAAAAUAUACUUUAAGAUCUUUAUUAUAAAUGUUUGAUGCUAUGGAUAAUAGAUAUAGUGCUAAAUAUUUUAUUGAAACUGCAGGUUUAAUGAUUGAAGGUUUGAAUAGAUUAAAACUUAAAUUAUAAGAUAAUAAUAAGGUAGAAUAGAAAAAAUUAACACCUAAAGAAAAGAAACAGUUAUAAAAAUUAUAAUAAAAAUAAGAAGAAGAAAAAUAACUUAGAGAAUAAUUCUCUAUUGAAGGACAUAUUUAUAGUAUUGAAUUAUAAAAGAAAUUUGAUCUUUCUGGAGAAUAUCUUUUAUCUAAAUUAAAAACUGAAUAAGAUAUUAUUAAAAUGUAAAAUCAAUUUGCUUAAGUUUUGAUACAUACCAAUUAUAAUAAUAAAGAAAUUAAUUUUUAAGCAUUUAAACAGUUAGUCUCAUUUUACAUACAAUAAAAUAGACCACUUUUGUGUGUUAAAUUACUUAAUAAACUCAGAAAUAAUCAAACUGAAACAAAUCAAAUUGUCAAUCAUAAAUAUCAACUUAUGAUUAUUUAAUAUUGUAAAAUUUUAUAUUUAUUUUUUAAUAGUAAAUUAAUAUAAGGGACCAUUACUUUAAUAUAUUCAAGAGUAUUAAUAAGAUUUGAAUAAAUUUGAUGCUGACUUUUGGAAAUCUGUUGAGAUCAAAUCUCAAUUAGAUAAAACUAUAAGUAUUUAAUUAAUCAUAUAAUUUAAUUAGAAUUGCAUUGUGAACAUAUUUUGUAAAAUAAACCAUUUAAUAUUUAAUUGGAAUCCAAUGAAUUAGAUUUCUUAUAGGAAUAUCCUACUGCUAAAGUAAAUAAAUUUGUUAUUAUAGACAACAAAUCCAUUUUAUACAAAUGACCCUAAUUUGGAAUGGCAAAAUAAUUAGAUUAGCUAAUUCUAAUCAUCAUAAUCAACGUAAUCAGUAUCAUAACAAUAGUAAUGAAUGUGGAGUAU
Messenger RNA from Paramecium sonneborni, 2527 nucleotides. The record is from the annotation of a GenBank genome assembly. NCBI's taxonomy places the organism in Eukaryota, Ciliophora, Oligohymenophorea, Peniculida, Parameciidae.